UGUAAACAAAUCCUCACCACAUGAGAGGAUAAAUCCUGAAAUAUUUAAUAUAAUUUUAAUUAAUUGGAUAGUCUGAAAACGAAUUAGAGCCUUAAGAGUAAAAUGCCUAAACCAAAAGGAAAGGGAAGAGCAGGGGGGCACUCAAAACAUGAAGGCAAAUCUAGUAGCAAAAGACCUAACAAACGCCCUGCCGGGGAAGUUCACGAAGAAGGAGAUUCGGACAUUGUUCACAGACUCGCUGGACUUGAAGUUGAAAGUGAUGAUUCCGAAAAUUCUGGUCAAAGCUCAGGAGAUGAAGCAGCAAAAGAGCCUGAAAUUAACUAUGCCGUGGCCAUGUGGGACUUGGAGCAGUGUGACCCUCGAAAGUGCUCGGGAAGAAAACUCGCCAGGCACGGAAUGAUGAAGACCCUGAAGCUGGGUCAGAGGUUUCCCGGUCUGGUUCUGACUCCAGCUGGAGAUCGGUGCGUUUCGAUGGAAGACAGAGACGUUUUGAUGGACAAAGGUAUCGCUGUGGUGGACUGUUCUUGGGCGAGGCUGGAAGAAGUUCCUCUUUCAAGAAUGCGAACGCCUUAUCCUAGACUCUUGCCUUAUUUAGUGGCGGCCAACCCUAUUAACUACGGAAGACCCUGCCAACUAUCUUGUGUAGAAGCGCUUGCUGCAACGUUUUACAUAUUAGGUGAAAGAGACACAGCCAAUUACUAUUUAAGUAAAUUCUCAUGGGGCCACAGUUUCAUCAAGCUGAAUGAAGAUUUGUUAAAUAUUUAUGCAGCAUGUAAGGAUGGAGCCGAGGUUAUUCAAGCUCAAAACAAAUACUUGGAAAAUGAACAAAUCGAAAGACAGAAACGCAAAGAAUUACCCGAUUUUCCGCCAUCUGAAAGUGAAUCAGAAGACUCUUCAUGAAUGUUUGCAAUAAAAUGAAGAUUUAAUAUGGCAAAA
This is a messenger RNA of Cloeon dipterum, 936 nucleotides long. RefSeq names its product 18S rRNA aminocarboxypropyltransferase. Gene Ontology annotation, molecular function: rRNA small subunit aminocarboxypropyltransferase activity. NCBI's taxonomy places the organism in Eukaryota, Metazoa, Arthropoda, Insecta, Ephemeroptera, Baetidae. Gene Ontology annotation, biological process: maturation of SSU-rRNA. The transcript is spliced from 5 exons. Bases 103 to 900 code for a protein of 265 amino acids. The record is from RefSeq and is a predicted model, not a curated record.